Molecule: messenger RNA, 318 nt
Organism: Vigna unguiculata (cowpea)
Lineage: Eukaryota; Viridiplantae; Streptophyta; Magnoliopsida; Fabales; Fabaceae
Biological process (GO): transcription elongation by RNA polymerase I; transcription by RNA polymerase III
Cellular component (GO): RNA polymerase I complex; RNA polymerase III complex
Molecular function (GO): protein dimerization activity; DNA binding
Source: RefSeq, a predicted model, not a curated record
AUGGAACUUGGGUCAAAUUCUGAUGAUAGUAAAUCAACAUUUUGCCUGGUGGAUGAGGAUCAUACAUUUGCAAAUUCUAUCCGAUACACCCUAAAUCAGGAUCCAAGGGUGACAUAUUGUGGGUACAGCAUCCCUCAUCCCUCAUUUAAUCGAGUUAAUAUCAGACUCCAGACAACAGGGGAUCCAGCAAAGGAGGUGUUUAAAGAUGGAUGCUUGGAACUGAUGCUCAUGUGCCGCCAUGUUAGGAGCACUUUUGAUGAUGCUCUAACUGAAUUUAAAAAGACCAAUGAAUCAGAGUCACUUGACAAAGGAAAGUGA